This is a messenger RNA of Fonsecaea nubica, 1230 nucleotides long. RefSeq lists its product as hypothetical. The coding region runs from base 1 to 1230 and encodes 409 amino acids. NCBI's taxonomy places the organism in Eukaryota, Fungi, Ascomycota, Eurotiomycetes, Chaetothyriales, Herpotrichiellaceae. The transcript has 2 exons. The record is from RefSeq and is a predicted model, not a curated record.
AUGUAUCUCCGCGCCGUUCAUGCAGAAACUCGGCUCAAGCCUCUCAUCGAGCUUAUUCAAAACAACCCACUGGGCCUUCUGAGUACCGCAAUCAGCUCAGAUAAUUUCCCCUUGAUCCAGCACACAUACAUUCCUUGGGUUCUUGAUCCACCAAGAAACCUCGCGGCUCUAGAGGCAGAUGGCCAGGCAGACCGAGCGCCUGUGGGCAAUGUUAAGCAGCCAGUGCAAGGGCUGGAAGGAUGCAAACUACGGGGACAUAUGGCAAAGGCCAAUCCGCAUGCCAAGGCCGUCAUCGAAGCGACUGGCCCAGGGAAUGGUUGCCUUCCCACGGAGGUGACGGUGUCCUUCGCGGCACCCAGCCAGCACUACAUCAGUCCCAAAUGGUACGUCCAGACUAAACCUGAAAACGGGAAAGUAGUGCCUACGUGGAAUUAUGUGGCAGUGGAAGUGAGAGGGACUGCCAGAAUAUUCCACGACAAAGAAGCGGUCGAGACCGGCCAGUAUUUGCAAACGCAAGUAGAGGACUUGACAAAGCUCUCGGAGAGUCGCCUGGGGUAUGACUCGACGCCAAAGGCAGAACUUGCAGUCAAUGGUCAGGAAGCUGGUGGCAAAGGGACAGCCUGGGAGGUCGGUGACGCGCCAAAGCCCUACAUCGAGAUCAUGAAGAAAGCCAUCAUUGGGAUUGAGAUCGACAUCACGAGCAUCGUGGGCAAGUGGAAGAUGAGUCAGGAGUUGAAGACUGGGGACCGGCAGGGCGUCAAAGAUGGCUUGAGAGAGCUAGACGACGUGAAAAGCAGGUCUGUUGCUGAGAUUGUCGAGAUGAAGAGUAAUACAUGGCGUGCCAUCGUGGGCACCUGUUUUGUCGCGGCGGGCACAUACUCGGGCAACCCCAUCGCCGUCGCCUGGAUCAGCACCAUUCACGGCGGCUACACCAAGAGGAGCACGGUUUACGGGAUCCAGCAGGUCUUCAUCAACAGCUUCAUCAUCAUGUCCACCCAGGUCUUCGACACCCCACCCAAGUUCUACAAAGGCAACGGCAUCUUGCUGGGUAUCUUUGCUGUCGCCUUCGCCUCGACGGCAAUUCUGUAUUUUUGGCUGAGAGCCGAGAACCGCAAGCGUGACCGCGCAGCCCAGGCGCGCCUCGACGGGACCGCACCCCCGCUUCCCGACGACAUUGGCGAUUUUGAGACCCUCUGUGAUUAUCACCCGGACUGGAGAUAUCCGCUCUGA